CUCCACUGUGUGUGCUGCCAUGGAUGCCGGUCAAGUGUCGACGUUGAAGUCGAAGAAGCUUCUAAGUUCGCCGGCGCCGUCGGAUCGGGAGGUUUCUGUUCCGAGCCUGGACCCGCUGAGUGUGAAGACCCCAGGGAAGCCGGUGGACCAGCCGCGGAGGCUGCGCAACCGCGGAGUGGCUUUUUCCGUUGAGGAUGUCAGGAAAGCGGCGAUGAAGCUCCGGGAACGGGUAUCCGAUCCGCCUCCGAGUGCCGACGCGCUUUCGAUUUCAGAGGAACCGGAGAUUGCAAAACUGAAGAAGUCGGCUGCUGCUGAGGUAGAGCUUCCCGCAAAAUACGAGUUGUUGGAAAAAUUCUUCAACAGUUUGGAUUCUUCAAUUAGACUGCUCCAAUUGAAGAGAUCUGCAACAACAUUUAGUAAUAUUAACGCCCAAAUAGGAACUUUGACUGAUAGGAGAUUUACAUACAGACAUUUAGCUCAAUUGAAAUUCAUCUUGCCUGAGGCCAUUGUGCUGGAGAAAACACUUCAACAUGACGAGCGCACAAGCUGUAUGAAACCUGAUCUCCGCAUUACAUUGGAUGUUGAAGCAAUCAAGAGCAAAGGCAAGUCAAAAUCUGGGAAUUUACAGCUGCGAAAAGUAUUCCGCAACCGGCUUCUGCAUUUCUUCAAAUCUCAUCCAGAGGGUGAUGAAGUUCCAGAGGAAAUGCUACCAGAGCCAUUUAAUCGAUCAAAGGAGGCGAAUUCAACCCAGCCUUCUGGCACAUCCUCAACUGGUCAGACACGGGGUGUAGCAUCCCCAGGAUUGUCGGUCAGAGCCUCACUUCUGCCUCCAUCAUUUAAAAGGAGCUUUUCACAGCGGGAUUCUGGUCAUCAAGUGGAAAAGCUAAAGCAAGAACUGUCUUCACUCAGUGGUCCUGCUCUUCCUUCAACUGAUUCUGAAGAUAACCAUGUUGGAGGUAGCUUCCAUCAUACAGAAGAUAGUGAAAUUGCCAGAAUUUCAGCUGGGGAGACAUGUUCUUCAUAUGAAGAUUCUUUAAGCAGUGAAAUGCCGUCUACUUUCCCCAACACCCCCAACACCCAGGUGAAAUCUAUCAAUACUGUGAAGGAUGAUGACAUGAAUUCUGUAAUUAAAACACCAGUGAACAUGUCAUCUACUCCAAUGAGUGCAAUGCCUGCACUUCAAUCUGCUAAAAGAUGUAACAUGAGCCCAGAUAAAGAUUCAUGCAGAACGCCUAGCAAACUUGUUAGACGGCCGCCCCCAAAUAGGCAUCUGAAAUUUGAUACUCCGGUGAAGAGUGUGAACAAUGAUGGUAAUAAUGAUGGUCUGAGAGGGCCCUCAUCAGCUCGUGGUGACAUCUUCAACAUUCUCCCAGAGAGUCUAAUACAAUCUAUUCAAGAAAAGGAGAGAUUGGCAUCAAUUGAGCAGGAGCCAGCAAUCUCUCAAGCAAUGAGGCGUCGGAAAAUGAUCGCGUGCCUACCCAAGCUCUUUGACAAGAUUUAUUUCUUCUUCCAAUCAAUCAGACGCGCAGUCGUCACUAAAGAGGAACUGAUUCAGAAACUAAUCAGCCAACUAGACAUUGUUGACAAAGAGGAGGUGGAAGAGCAGCUCAGAUUGCUGCAAGAACUCGCUCCAGAGUGGAUUUAUGAGAAGCCUGCAUUGAGUGGGGAUCUACUCUUAUGGUACACGCCCCUCCCGAUAUCAUCCUUCACUCGUUUUUUAAUUUUAUCUCAGCCUGUUAUUCUCUCUUGCAGUAUCAACAAGAUUUCGAGCCCAGAAGCCAUGCGUAUGAGGCUGUCUGAGGCGAUAUGAAAGAAGCAAGAAAUCAUGUAAAGGGCAUUUUGAUAAUGAGAGUGAGUGUUACAAUCUUUUUACCACGGCAGUAAUGCUGGAUUUUGCUCUUCUUUGAGUUUGAGACAGAAUGAAUAGGUCUUUUUAUCCUCGGUGUUUCUUCUUUUUGUAGCUAGGCUAACAUUUUACUGCUGCAUUUAGCGUAGGGUGCAGCUGUAUAUUCUUUUAAUCGGUUUCUGUAAUUAUAUGAUCAUCUGGGAAAAUAGAAAUUUUGUUGGAUUU
Molecule: messenger RNA, 2071 nt
Organism: Salvia hispanica
Lineage: Eukaryota; Viridiplantae; Streptophyta; Magnoliopsida; Lamiales; Lamiaceae
Product: CDT1-like protein a, chloroplastic
Biological process (GO): DNA replication preinitiation complex assembly; DNA replication checkpoint signaling; mitotic cell cycle
Cellular component (GO): nucleus
Molecular function (GO): DNA binding; DNA polymerase binding
Source: RefSeq, a predicted model, not a curated record